AUGACAGACGAUGUUUCAUUACGUAAAUGUUGUUAAAAUCGUUGAUAAGAACAAUUUGAGAUUACAUACGUCAACUGUGGACCUCGUCGUGAAGACGUGAUAACUAGAGAAGAAUCAAAUCAUGGAUGUGGGGAAAAUAGCUGUCAACUUGGUCACCAAAUGGCCAUCAAAACAGCAAGUGACACUUGGAUCUUUCUGGCAAGAGCAAACUAGUGUCAUUUUCUUCAUGAGGCGAUUUGGGUGAAUGUUCUGCAGGCUGGCCGCGCAGGAGUUGAGUUUACUCAGUCCUCGCCUCAGCCAAGAGAACGUUCGACUCGUCGGGAUCGGACUGGAAGAGUUGGGAGUGGAGGAAUUUGUAGAAAAAAAGUUUUGGGAUGGAGAGUUGUACAUAGAUGAAAAGAAGAAGUCGUUCAAUGACCUCGGAUACAAACGUUUUUCCAUUUGGAGUUUGCCUGGCCUUUUGUUGAGUCGCAUCGCACGUUCCCAGGCAGCAUUGGGCAAAGAAAGGGGAGUAGGAGGUGAUUUACGCGGUGAUGGAUUCCAGAAUGGAGGAUUAGUAGUUGUUGGCAAGGGAGGCAAGUUGCUGUAUUCGUUCGUCCAAGAGAAUCCUGCUGAUCACGCCGCUAAUGAAGAUAUCCUCAAGGCCUUGAAUUUGAGUGGGCUGAUGCUGGACAAGUCAACCGACGAGCAACGACCGGCGGCCGCUUCUCCGGCUGCGUGCGAUCAAGAUGUUUGCAGCUUGAAACCGAAAUCGCCAGCCUCCUCCUCCGACUAAUUCCCACAUUUCUACAUAUUUUCUUUUGAUUGCUCAUAUCCUUGACCCUUUUUUUUCUUUCCUCUGAGGCUAAUGCCUUCCCAUCUUCUUUGAUUUCGAUGCUGCACAUGUUCACUUAUAAUUGUGUGUGUUUGUGUGCGACUACUAUGUCGAGAAUUUUGUUUUGACUGGCCAAGCGCCAGAUGAUUUUCCUCUUUUAUCUUUCUGUGGUUUCAAUUUUUUGAGAAAGCAAAGCGCAUUAUUGGGAGGGGGGCUCCUCCACGGUCUGCCAUGAAAUCUUCCGUCUCAAAAUUUGCUUUUGCAUUGGACGGGAGAUUGAAUUAGAGGAUUAAAAAUAUGUUUUUUUUAAUUUCUGACCGCGACGGUUGUCCUUUCACGAUAUUGCGCUGUAGCAUUUUUCUCAAUAAACGAAUGGAAUUAAAA
This is a messenger RNA of Daphnia pulicaria, 1198 nucleotides long. RefSeq names its product prostamide/prostaglandin F synthase-like. NCBI's taxonomy places the organism in Eukaryota, Metazoa, Arthropoda, Branchiopoda, Diplostraca, Daphniidae. Bases 245 to 775 code for a protein of 176 amino acids. The transcript is spliced from 7 exons. The record is from RefSeq and is a predicted model, not a curated record.